AGUACGUCUCGCGACGUCUUUCAGGCGUUUGUUUACAAAUAAUACUCAAAACCAAACCCAAAGACAAUGACGUCUUCGACGACACUUCUGCACGACUUGUCGUCGGAGUUGUCGUCAGUAAAGAGCGCCCGAAUCGCCGCUCAGGAGGAAUGCCGUCGAGAGAGCGCGAGACUCAAAGAGAUCGCAUUGUUGUGCGACUUCUUCAACAACAAUGGCCUCAACUCUCGCGAAGACUGUUGGAACCGAUCGUCAGAAUUGUCCGAUUUGUCGACAAUCGAGUCGACGACACGCGACGACAGCGACGACAACGCGGACGACAAGAGAGACGACAGCAGUUGCGAGACGUUAGACGACUUGCUUCUGGAGGAGAAACUCGUUUCCGCGGAAUUGACGUAUUUGUCGACCGACGCCGACGACGCGGACGACGACGACGACGACCUCAAGGAGUUCCAGAAGAUCGAGCGCGAGAUCAAAGUCGCGGAACUCGAGAAGUGUUUGCAGAGCGUGAAGAAGCAGAUCCACGACAAGAGCGAAGAGAAGAGGAAAAGGAAACGCCUGUCGAGCGCGCCGUUGGCCGACGCCGAGAGCUUCGACGACAAGGAGGACGACGCGGACGACAGGCGACGACGCGAGCGCUGGCAGAGACGCCCUCUGACGCUGUAUUUGCCGAUUGCGGACAAAGAGCUGGAUUUGACGCAAAGAAUCCGCGAUUUGGGACACGAUUUGAGUCAAAGACCGGAAGUCGCGGUUUCGGGGAAUUCGUGUUCCGGAAGUCUCUAUAAAUUGUGCCAAAACUCAGACAACAAGUGGAGAAAGCGGUUCUUCGUGUUCGACCGCGAGAACCAAUUGUUGGCGUAUUUCACGUCCAAAACCGAUUUCAAGCGAAACCGAAAACCCAGAGGCGUCGCUUUCGACGAGAUUCGCGACGUUUUCGUGAAUCACUCGCGAAUCAAGAGCUCGCGCUUCGUGUUCACAGUUGUGUGCGAUUCGCGCGCUUUCGUGUUGUCGUCGUUCCGGCCGGAAGUGAUGCGCAUCUGGAUCGACGUCAUCAUCACGGGAGCCAAUCACAGCUCGAAUCAGUUUCAGGAAUAAAUUUAAUUCAAAAGCAAAAUCUUUGUCAAAGUAUUCAAUUGUUGCGCGCGAACGCGAGACCACACCCACGGCG
This is a messenger RNA of Medioppia subpectinata, 1165 nucleotides long. NCBI's taxonomy places the organism in Eukaryota, Metazoa, Arthropoda, Arachnida, Sarcoptiformes, Oppiidae. The record is from the annotation of a GenBank genome assembly.